Plasmopara halstedii is the source of this 6261-nucleotide messenger RNA. RefSeq names its product serine threonine protein kinase. Gene Ontology annotation, biological process: mitotic DNA damage checkpoint signaling; protein phosphorylation. Bases 1 to 6261 code for a protein of 2086 amino acids. The record is from RefSeq and is a predicted model, not a curated record. Gene Ontology annotation, cellular component: cytoplasm; nucleus. Lineage: Eukaryota; Oomycota; Peronosporomycetes; Peronosporales; Peronosporaceae. The transcript is spliced from 9 exons. Gene Ontology annotation, molecular function: ATP binding; protein serine/threonine kinase activity.
AUGAGUGCGGCACUUUGUACAGUGCCAUACGAAUCGAAUCAAUCAGUAAAUCUUUUACGAAGAAAAAAUAUUUUCGAAAUAGAGGAAACAACCAUUGGUGCUGUCAUCAUAACGUUGAGAGUGACAGAAGACGAGCAAAAUGCUGCACUUUAUCAUAAGCCGACCAGAAAAACCAGUCACGAAGAUGAGAAUGUGCUCUCUACUAUUAAAAUGCAUAGAGAACGAAGCUUUGUGGCUGUACUUGCACCAAAUUGUGACGCUGCAAUUGCUUCGCUGCAUACUCAACCACCUGGAACAUAUCUUUUAGUACAGUUGGAGGACACGGGACUUGCAGUUUACAUGAAGUUUCGUCAGGCUGUGCGUGCAUUAACCCUUGUGAAUGGAAAUGAGAUAAUGGAAAGUAAUGACAACACCAGAUUAAUAAAGUCGCGAAAGAAUGAUUCAGACGUGACACCUGUUUACACUUUGUGCCUGGCUUUCGAGACAUAUUGUCUUUUAGAGUAUUGCUGGAAACAUUAUCUUCCUCACGUGCAAGCUAUUGUAGUUGAACUUUGCGGUGAACCUCAUCUGGUCGAGGAUAUUAAAUUGGAAGACUGGACUUCUCAAUGGAUACCUUCAUCGACAUAUGCUAUUGGACUGAUGCCAGAAGCUUUCGGGUUUUAUAUUUUCUCAGUAUCUGAAAAUAAUGGAAGCUCUUUCCCUGUCAUAGCAGUUCGGCAAGUCGAGUUCGAUUUUACCAAAUUUGCUAUCGUUAUUGCAGAUGGCGCGCAUAAGCAUUCGGCUUUAUUUCUCACAACAUCAUUCUCGAUCAAACGUACUUAUGAUCCAUUUACAACAUUUAGCAUCAUCCGUGAUAAUUUUCUAACGCCAGAUCUAGUACAGCUAAAGGAAACAAUUGUGAAUACGAUUUUGCCCCAUCAACUUUCGCUUCGAAAUUGCAUUGAUCUGAAUUUCAACGACCAGGAACUCACUGUACUUAAUUCAGUUGAAGCUGCCUGUGGAAUGAUGAUGCCACACGAGCCACUUUUACAAGCUUUUGUGACUGAGUUACACGACAUGCACGUUUGUUUUGUAAACACGACAAUCCAAGAAAGAAGUAUGUUAGUCUCCAAGCCUACACAAUGGUCGCCACAGAAAAUAAAAUUAGCAGGCCGUAUUAUCCCUGUCCUGAUAGAAUUAUUGAUCUUCUCGUCGACUUACAUUGAGAAAAAUACAACGGAAAAUAGCAAAGAAAGACAAAUGCUGGUUCAGUUUGCCUAUGCCAUGCAUUUUAAUAUCCGAUAUAUGACUUUUCGGAGCGGUGACACGGUAAUUUGCCGCUUGGUGCAUCAAAUUUGUCAGAUUCUGAGCGCUCGAAUUCAAGUAACUGCAGCGUUGUUCGAUAUUAUUCAAGAUCUUGUUGAGUCAUUCCCAACAUUUUUGCGAUUAUUUCUUCGAAAUCAAGGUAUGACUUUCCUGUGGAAAAAUGUUCGACACAAUGACAUCGAGGAAAAUGACGCUACAAAUAUGAAUAUUCAUGCACAAUCCAUCUCCCGCUCCUAUAAAGCGCCAGAUUUCUCGAUUAAAGGUUCAAGUGCCGUGUAUGGAAAUAAAGACAGAAAAAUUAGGUGGUUUGGCCUGUCACGGAAGCCACAUAUAACAUCAAGAAAAUUGUCAGUGUUUCGGGCGAAUUCAUUGAGGACUCAAGGAGCAAAUGCUUUUGCGUUCUUUCGACUACGCCCUCAGCUCGUUCGGUCCUAUCUUGGCAUGCACCUGCAUAAAGGCUACUUUUCACUCUCAGGAUUGUCGAAGGAAGAGACCAAUACGUCUCUGUUUUCAACUGAAUUACAGCAAAGUGGUAAAUUGACAGGUGAUGUCUUUCCAUGUAAUGAACCUUUCUUAUGUGAUCGCAUACGCUCAGGUCUGUCGCUUAAUAUGAUCGUGGUGAAGCUUGUUUUACAGAUUUCACUACGACUGUUGUACCACAGAAGCUCCUUUACAAUUUGGGAUCGUGACGUUGCCCUUAUGAUUCGUCUUAAAGACCUUCAUCGAUACAUUUUUGAUGAAAUUAUGAGCAAAUGGCGUCAGCAAAAAUUUAAAGAUCCAAAGAUACAAGAAAUUAAUGCGUGUGAUUUUCAAAUAGCCAUUACAUGCGUAUCGACUCUAUAUCGUCUGGAACACAAGCGAAGACUUGAUAUGUGUUCUGCCAUUGGAGACAAAAAGUACUUGGCAUUUGUUUAUUUAGGUCGAGACAAUAUUCGAAAAUUAAACGAGUGCUUGCUGGCCGACAUUAGUAGUAAUGGUGACAAGAUCGAAAAGGGCGAAGUUUACGAUGCUUUUAACGGUGGCAAUUGCUUGGAAGUACUACUUGUAGUUUUAACGUGGAUCCCGAAGGCACUUUUAAAUGAAUGGAUAAUAUUUUGUCUGAAAGAUUUACUCGAGACUGUCACAUAUCUGAGUGGCGUCAUGAAUCAAACAGAGAUACCAUUGUUCAUGAAAAGACAAUAUAUACGUCUUGGAUCCGACAUCUGUCAGGUAUUUGAUGUGGUUUUACGACGAAUGAGUGAUUUAGACACUCAAACGUUACUUGUGCGCCUUCUAGGUCUUUAUUAUCCACCUUUUAUCUUCCUUCUCCGCUUCUUACUUGCACCUACAUCACCAGAAUUUGGCUGCGUGAAGGAUGACGUCAGUGUUCAAGUACGCGUACUUGACUUUUUGAGAGCUUUCGUUGAUCUUGACAUUGCGCUACCAAGACAGAUGGAUCAGGAAACACGGUACGGAAUAUUACGCGUUGAACGCAGUAAUACAGAGGAUGCAGAAGUGCUCGAACAUUUAAAAGGAGAGCUACUAAUCCAGCUGUUGGGUCCUCGCAUGGCAAUAAACGACAGCAAGCAGCACGAUCAAAUGCUUUGGGACUUCAUUCUCGAGCUGAUGUUUCCAAAUACAGCAAACACGGUUGGUAAUCUUUGCAUGCUACCAAUUGCAGUCCUCUUUCGAUCCCUCGAUACUUCUGCUAGUUGCUUGCUGAAGAAUUUUCAACAAAUGGAGUCAUUUCUAUUGCUUUUACAAACGCUGUAUAUCGCUCAAGAUGAGAGCUCCGCUAUUGACUACAAACAAUGCGUUGCCAGUCACUGGCGUCAAAUUGAGCAAUUAUGUGAUCAUGUUUUCGAUAAGGAGAAGCAAGAUGAGCUCAACAUAGCUAGUCAACUGGUUGUACUAAGUUUUCGGUGUCUAGUGAUCUUAGCAAGUCAAAGGUCUCACUUAUCGGAGGUUCAAGAAGCUUUCAAUCAUACUCGAGUAUUAUCGUGUCUAUUACUACGUCUUUGGCCGCGACAAUUGGCGUCUCCAGACAAUUUUAAACCCAAGCGUGAAAUUGGUGUAUUGUUUGGCAAUGACAAAAACAGCUUAUCCACUCUAACUUUGCCACCGAUCAAUUCUUUUGACUUAUUCAAUAUUCCAUUGAACACUUCAACGCUACCUUCGACGAACAGUCAAUCCAUUCGUAUUUGUGAUGGAGUAGUUCCUGAUCCGAAUACACUCUUGCGAGAGCCCGGACCCUAUGCUCUUGCCAUUGUGCUAGUCUUGACUUACAUUCUCAUCAACCCGAAUUUAGAAAUUGAUGAAGCAGUAUGUCCACGAAUGUAUGUCCCUUUUCAGACUGAUGCGAACACGAGCGUGUCGAACGAGUUACUGUGGAAGCUACAGCAACACUUAGCGAUUGCAAAGAUAGACUGGAGAACUAUUGAAGCCGUCUUGUUACAAAUGGGAACAAAUCCAACCUCUGUCUCAACUGCUCGUCUGGCAGCGAUUCGACUUCUAUUACGAAUAUUCUGUCCUGAUCGUUUUGACAGUCAAUUUUACUCAUUACAAGGAGGCGAUUCGACACGGGAAUACAUCGCAAAAGGUGCAUUUUCAGCGGUCUAUCGACAACAUAUAUCGUUCUCUCCGCCCGAAUAUGUUGCUGUUAAGGUUAUCGAGCAUCAGAGAAGAGCUGGUGGCCUUUGCGCUGUAAGCAGCGUGUAUAAUGAAGUCUGUAUUCUUAACAAGCUUCGAGGUAAUCGCGCAGUGACUCAGCUUGUUGAUUUUGGAAAUUUUCACGAGGAAAGACGCUUUGAGAUCGUCAUGGAAUACUGUCCGUGCUCGCUUACUAGUUGGAGAGCUUCCAUCAAAAAAUUUGAUAUGAACUUAUCGUGUCGAUUGUGUAUUUUUGUUAUUUUGCGUGUAUUCGAAGAGAUAUGUCAAUGCUUGAUUCGCAUUCAUGAAACAGGCGUGUGUCACUUUGACAUUAAGAGCGAUAACAUUCUUGUUCGUGUUAAUGAGUGGGAGCUGAGUCACAGGUUACUAUAUACUGAUGUCAUUGAUACAUCAAGCAAUAGUCUUCACGAUAUAUUGUGCUUCGCGGACUUUGGAGAGGCAAAAGUUAUUGAUACUGAUCAGAUGCCAGCGCGAAGAUCAGCUUAUACAUCUUGUUCUGCGGGUACCGCAUCGUCCGACACCGCUCAAAAGCAAGCAAUGCAUUUCGUGUCGCUGACUCGAACAAGAGGAACUGAAGCUAUCAAGAGCCCUGAGGUCCUGAAGAUCAAAGGAAACGAAAAUGCUGUAAAAAUAACGCUAGCCAGUGAUAUUUGGUCAAUGGGAUGCUUAUUAUACGAAUUGGUGACCCAAGAAUUGCUUUUUCAGAAUGAUGACUGGGCAGGUUUGUACGCACACCUCGUUGUGACUCAAGACCAGGAGGUUUUGCGGUCGGAUCAUAAGCACAAGGUUUUUGCAGCGCUCAACCCAACGUGUCCUGAAGAAGAAGUAGUAGUGCAAAAUUUGCUGGAGCUCUGUAGUAACAUUUUGGUUCGUGAACCAUCUCGUCGCCCAAAACUGAAUGUGAUCAUGGCUCAAGUUCGCAAGCUGAUGAAAGAAUUGCAUGCGUUAUCCACAACAGCGCAUGAUGAGUCAGUCAUCAGUGUCUGCUUACAAAAUGCUUCCAAAGCUCAAGAAUCUCCCAUGCUUCCAGUCUUUCCUACUUCUUUGUCCUGUCGAAAACACGACGAGACAAGUGAUGAGUUCGUACCGGUUCGGCUGUUCUGGAAUUUCUUUAUUGCGGCUGAAACGAUAACAAGUUCUAUCGGAUCCAGGUCAAUGUCUAUCUGCCAGGAGAUUUUGGCUAUGGACGCCUUUGAAGCAAAAUAUGAGCACAAUUUCGUGCAUUUUGUCUACCUAAGCUGCCACGACUCGAGUGAUUUCUGUAAAAUUACAGCUUCCCAGUGUUUCAUUGAAGAAGUUUACGAAGAUGGACUCCGUACAUGGUUCUUGCUGAAUCCUCAGCUAACAUCUAAGCUGCAUUGGGUUCCUCAGAAUAACGCUCAGUAUUUUCCAAUUUUUCAACGCUGUCUUCGAGAUGAAGCGGGUUGUGUCGUUUUUGUCGCACUGGGGAAGAACAAAGAGGAUACCAAGGCUCUCCAAAGUAUUUUGACCAAUAUGCUGUUCUUUUUCCUUCGUAAUGCGUUAGAUAUGCCUGCAUUUGACAUCCUGACCUCCUUUUCUCGCGAUUGUGCUCGCAUGUAUGAAUACCCGAAGUUGGCGUUUCUUGAGCAACUCAAGGCAUAUUCAACUACUCGCGUUGAGAUUAACGAGACGUCUACAAUGGUGCGAUGUUGCUGUGGUUCUAACGUCUUGAGUAUUAAAUCAUUCUUGCUCUCGGAAGCUCUUGCUACUCAAUCGUGGACUUGCUAUUCAAAGAGGAUAAAUUUUCCAUAUUUUCAACCAUUCGACGAACUUAUGGAUGACAAAAUUUCUCUUUUGAAAACACCCUUUAUUCACGACAACGCCGAGAAGCAAUUUGUCUAUCCACUUGAGACCUCACGAAUAUCGGUGCAAUGGGUUACACUUGACUUGGUAUCCAUUACUCGAGAAAGUGGAUUUUUUAACGAAGAGGAUCCCCAUUUCGACAAUUUCAAGCGUCAAGCCUCUGAAGGAUCCGAAACGGGCGUCCAACCAUACAACGAAUUUGCAUUUGUCGGUUUAAUUUUCAACACAAAAGCGUCAAUAAUCGAAGUAGCUACAGUGAUGCGACUGCUAUGUACAAUGGCUAUAGAAACAUUAUCACCUUUGAAAAAGAUUGGAUCUAAUCUGAAGGGCGUCUUUUUUCCUUCACCGCGCCAAAAGCGCGUCCGUAAAAAGUUGAAAAAGCACAAGCGCAUGACUAGCGACAGACAUCUGACCUCGCCAUGUGCAUUCAAUUGCUUCGAUAAUGUAGCUCGUCACACCGACAUCGGGUUGUUAAAGCUCUAA